Messenger RNA from Acanthaster planci (crown-of-thorns starfish), 2075 nucleotides. Its product is annotated as sodium/potassium-transporting ATPase subunit beta-1-like. Gene Ontology annotation, biological process: sodium ion export across plasma membrane; potassium ion import across plasma membrane; intracellular sodium ion homeostasis. Gene Ontology annotation, cellular component: sodium:potassium-exchanging ATPase complex. The record is from RefSeq and is a predicted model, not a curated record. NCBI's taxonomy places the organism in Eukaryota, Metazoa, Echinodermata, Asteroidea, Valvatida, Acanthasteridae. Gene Ontology annotation, molecular function: ATPase activator activity.
CCACUGCAGGCACAUUGUGCUGACAGGUUCUUGAUCUGCUUGUUUCAGCGCACAAAUAAUUAGCUACCCGAACGUACUACAAUUUUGCUUGGAAAGAAUCACCAUGGCCACUAGCGAGCAGGCCGGCCCGUCUUCCCAGCCGGAGAGCGAGACGAUUGUCCCAGCAGAGUACGACAAUGUGCCGGCAACUGAUGAGCAGACCGCUGCUCCAAACCCAAUUGUUCUCCGGUUUAGGAAACUGGGCGGGGACCUUCGCGACAACUGGAACCGCUUUCGCCACUUCAUGUGGGACAAAGAGAAGAGAGAGGUAAUGGGACGAAAUGGAAAAAGCUGGGCACAAAUUGGACUGUUCUAUCUGUGUUUCUUUUUGGGCUUGGCUGGUUUCUGGGCUGCAAUGUUCGCCAUUUUUUACCAGACCAUUUCACUGGAAAGACCGAAGUACAACUCACUUAUUACUCCGCCAGGACUCAACCUUGUGCCGUUCCCAGACAACCAGCGACGUAUUGAGUACAGCCCUGAUGAGAGUGACGCGGAUCGCAUGAGAAUUGAACAACAGAUCGACGAAUUCGUGUUUCAACCACUUAUGAUCAACCAAUCCGGGUACCUGGAUUGUUCUGACCUCCCACCGGCCAACGUGACUGAUCCACAACGCUUCUGCAGAUACGAUCCAUCCUUACUCGGCGAGUGCGCCCCCGGCAAUUCCAGCUACAACACCACGGAGCCCUGUCUGUACAUGGGCCUUAACAGAGUUUGGGGGUGGAUUCCAGAGGGCUUUGAAGUCGACGAGUUAAUAAUGCCGAAGUUCAACAAAUCACCAUCAUUCCAGAAUCGGAUCUUCUUCACUUGUGAAGUGAGAGAGGAAGACAGAGAUUUCGUAGACUCUUUGAACAUGUACCCCCCUGACGGCGUGUCCUUCGGCCAUUAUCCUUACGUGGUCGGCACAGACGAGAGGGAUCAAGCCCGCUACAUUAGGCCUGUAGUAGCCGUCCAAGUGGCCCUCAACACUAGAGACGUGGAUGUGAAUAUCGAGUGCAGGGCCCGUGCCGCUAACAUUCCCGAGGAGGCCCCUGGUGGGCUCUUCGACAGCCGGGAGGAGCCGUCCCGGUUCAGGGUUAGGGUUAUGGUCCGCUCAUAGAGAUGACUGGCAGGGAAAAAAACGACAGCGUCCGAAUCGCUUCGCUGCGGCUGGCAGUGGCACACAAGACUAUGUGAGAGCACAAAGCCGCUAGCUAGCUAUCUGCCGCGAGCAGAAGCACCCCGUCAUCGGUUGAAAAGCGCCAUAUUGUCUGGAGUGUUCAUUCUGUUGGUAGCGAUGCGACCAUAACACGUGCAUUUCCUAGUUGUUUGUGAAUCAAUGAAGUUCAGUUCCGAUCAUAGGAGUCUUCGUUGCUAAAAAAACUGCGCCCUCUCUCGCUUCAGCUCGGGGCUAAUAGCGGCUUCCGUAGGAACGCACGUGUUGUUUCCAGCCGAAGUAAUUCGGACUUGUCCAGAUACCAUGCCUUAAGAUAAGUACUCAAUAAAACGAAAAUUCACUGAGAACUAGUGAUGCUUAUAUUCCGGCCAAAUUUCUAAGUAGAUUAUUUUUCUAAAAGAGACGUACGACUGAGGAUUUAAAAAAACGUUUAGAAUUUGUUAAACUGAGCCGACAAUUAACUUGUAAUAUUAAUAUUUUUGCGAUAUUUUUUGAAAGUUUUAUAUUUGACUAAUUUUGUACUUUUGGGUAAAUUUUGUGACCUGUCAUGCACAUUAAUUCUCAUAUCUAAUACACCAGCUGAAGUUUUAUGCUGUAAUUAAGGUAGUUAAAAAUACAAUGCAACGUCUAGGGACAGCAUUAGUCAGCGAUUGAAGUACCUCAAGAGUUGCCAUGUUUUGAUAACAUGAUUUUGAACAACUUUUGAGAAGAACUUACAAAGGGGGAAUGAAUGUCCACAUUUUGACCAAGUUCGGGCAAAGUGUAAACUAAGUUGUGAGCAACGACUAUCUUGAGAGUGUGAAAAACACGUCCACUUUCAACAGUCAUCAGAUAUUCCAGUAUGCUAUUAAGUCAGGAAGGCUAAUUAAAAGAUAAAAAUACA